AGGUGGGCGGAGGUAGCGGUUGGUGGCGACUGUACCUCUGGCCACUCCCCUGGGCCGUGGCUCGGACUAUUCCCCCAGGCUAGCUGGAGCGCCCAAAGGGUUAGGUGUACUGGCGGGCUUCAGGCGGGUCACUUCGGGCCGAGAUACGCGAGGCAUCCGGCUUCGCCUCUUUGCCUUCGCCUCCGCCACGGAUUUCGUUACUUACGCCGCCGCUCGCCUGGGUCCCUGGAACAGAUCCACGCUCUUCGCGCGUGGAACCGGAGAGCUUUCUUGGCUGUGGUGUUGCGUGGGAAAAAAAUCUUAAAGGAAUUGGAUGAAUAUUAUGAGAAAUUCAAACGAGAGACUGACUCAAUACAGAAGAGGAGAGUUUUACACUGCAUUCAAAGAUCGUUAAUACGGAGCCAGGAACUCGGAGAUGAAAAGAUCCAGAUUGUUAGCCAAAUGGUGGAACUAGUUGAGAAUCGGACCAGGCAAGUUGACAGUCAUGUGGAACUUUUUGAGACUUGUCAAGAGACUAAUGAUACCACUGGCAAUAGUGGCAAAACUAGCCAGGAUAAGUCUAAGAACGAGACAAUCACUCAAGCUGAAAAGCCUAAUAAUAAGCGAUCCAGGCGGCAGCGCAAUAAUGAGAACCGGGAGAAUGCAUCUAAUAAUCACGAUCAUGAUGAUAUCACCUCAGGAACUCCAAAGGAGAAAAAAGCUAAAACUUCAAAGAAAAAGAAGAGAUCCAAGGCCAAAGCAGAGAGGGAGGCCUCCCCUGCAGACCUUCCCAUUGAUCCAAAUGAACCAACAUACUGCUUAUGUAAUCAAGUCUCCUAUGGAGAAAUGAUAGGUUGUGAUAAUGAUGAAUGCCCAAUUGAGUGGUUUCAUUUCUCAUGUGUAGGACUUAAUCAUAAACCAAAGGGCAAAUGGUACUGUCCCAAAUGUAGAGGGGAAAAUGAGAAAACAAUGGACAAAGCACUGGAGAAAUCCAAAAAAGAAAGAGCUUAUAACAGGUAGUUUGUAGACAUUUAUUUUACUAGUGAGGGGAAAAAAUUAAAACCAGUGUAUUUAUUACCUUUACCACCUUCGUGGAGGUACAAGGAUUGUAAAAUGUAUAUUUUUAAAGAAAGUUAGAAAAUAAACCAUUCCUGUUAUAGGGGUGGCAGUGAUUUGUUUGUUUGUUUGUUUGUUUUGUUUUCAUUUGGUACAUCUGAACCAGAAAGUGGUCUGUGGAUCAACAUUUUUUUAAACUCCAAAAAUAGAUUUGGAUAAAGCACCCAAGUGAGUCAAAAGGCUCAAAUUUCUUUUCAUGCCCGGGAAGCACUUAAGCCCAUUAAAAUAUAUAUAAAAGAAAAUAAUUUCAUAAGGCCAAUUUUUUUACAUAAGGGAAAUAUUUACCUUAACAAAAAAAUUGGAAAAUGUUUAGCCAGAUGGCUGUAUUUGAAUAAACAUACAGCCUGCUGCAUUUUUAAAUAACCAAUGUGACAUUAAACACAUGACUCUUGCUACUAUAGUAUGUGUCAGUAUAACAGUUCAAUAACAAAGGUUUAGGGUUAAAAGAUUAUUUUUUAAAAAAGAAAAUGGUUAAAUUUUACAUGACAAUAUUUUAUAUACUGGCCUAGUCCCAAAGGGCCCAUUUUAAAAUGAUUGAGUACAUUUUAUAUUUAACCAGAAAGUGAUCUAGAAGUGGAACUUAAAACACAAAUCAAGCUUUAUACUGUCACAAAUAAUAGUGUAGCAAUCUUUAAUUUGUAUAAGUUGUAUAAAUGUAAAUUUGAGUGGACUUGCACUUACUGUAUUAUAAUCGGAAAUGCAGCCAAUUGCCAUUGUGAAACCAAUGUGCAUUUCCUUCUGUAUGUAUGAAAGUUGUACAGCUGUGAUAUUAAAGAAUAAAUCAAA
Molecule: messenger RNA, 1881 nt
Organism: Gracilinanus agilis (Agile Gracile Mouse Opossum)
Lineage: Eukaryota; Metazoa; Chordata; Mammalia; Didelphimorphia; Didelphidae
Gene: ING1
Product: inhibitor of growth family member 1
Exons: 2
Coding region: 442-999 (185 amino acids)
Biological process (GO): positive regulation of DNA-templated transcription
Cellular component (GO): nucleus
Source: RefSeq, a predicted model, not a curated record